CUUUCCUUUCCAACCCGAGAAAUCCUCAAGUGGCCCUUUUCUGCCUUUCGCCUCCAAACCGACGACUCCAAAAACCACAUACGAGAGAUCUCGACUUUUCGUGCCAAAUCCGCCAAAAUGAGACCGACUCAGAUGCUCCGAAGCGGCGCGGCCGACCCCAAGAACGGACACUACAUUGGUAACUGGGGCCACUUUGGUGGUGAGAAGCAGCGUGGUAUCAUCACUUACGGUCUGUCCGCCAACCGACAGAACCCUUGGGCCGGUGCCUUCAACGAUGCCAUCUUCAACACUUUCCGCCGAACCAAGAGCCAAAUCUUCUACUGGCUUCCUCCCAUGAUUGCCGGUUACUACAUCAUGAACUGGGCCGUCGAGCGAAGCGAGUAUCUUAACUCCAAGGCUGGCCGUGCCGAGUUCGGUGAUGAGGAGGAGUAAAUUGGUUAAAUUAUUGGAGCAAAACCAUGGCGGAUGUGUUGGAGUAGGUCCUCUGGACUCAUUGUACAACAUCAAUACCUAGAUGAGGAGGUGCAAUAGAUGGCAGUCACACUAUUUCCUUGUUAUUUGGCCUUUCG
Molecule: messenger RNA, 569 nt
Organism: Fusarium verticillioides 7600
Lineage: Eukaryota; Fungi; Ascomycota; Sordariomycetes; Hypocreales; Nectriaceae
Product: cytochrome b-c1 complex subunit 8
Exons: 4
Coding region: 118-432 (104 amino acids)
Biological process (GO): mitochondrial electron transport, ubiquinol to cytochrome c
Source: RefSeq, a predicted model, not a curated record